GUGAGUUAUAUUUUGGAAAAAGAAGCCAGGAUGUAUCCAGGUUCUGUACGAUGCAACGGCAGCAGCAAUCUACCAGCACAAAACUUUCCUUCUUCUACACCUUAUGUAGAUUACAUAGGAUACCAUCAUCCCCAAAGUAUGGAGAAUCGUGGACAAUCUUCAGGGACAUGGGGGACACAUUACGGGCUGCCCAGGGAGGAUUGGGGUGCUUAUGGCCUAGGAACCUCCAGCACCAUAACUUCCACCCAGAUCAACAGGUCUUCUCCUGGACAAGUCUCCUUCUCUUCUGCUGAUUACAGUUCCCUGAAUCCUGCUGGUUCUCUGACUUUACCUUCUCUGGACACCAUGAAUUCCGAGGCAAAUUCUCCUCCCCUCAACCAGCGGCACGGCUCCUACGAAUGGAUGAGGAAAACAGCCCAAUCUACUUCAACAGGUAAAACAAGAACAAGAGAGAAAUACCGGGUGGUAUACACAGAUCAUCAGAGGUUGGAACUAGAGAAGGAGUUUCACUACAGCAGAUACAUCACUAUCCGAAGGAAGUCUGAACUCGCUGCAAACCUAAGACUUUCUGAGAGACAGGUGAAAAUCUGGUUCCAAAAUCGCAGAGCCAAAGAAAGGAAACUAAUGAAGAAAAAAAUGACCACUUUUGAUGGAGGCAGCCUGGCCUCCAUCCAGAGUGACUCUGGUUCCUUGAGCCCUAUUCCAGUUCAGGACCCACAGACUCACUCAGAAAUGGCGGGCACUUUGUUUCCACCGCCAGCCCCGCUCCCUCCUCCUCCUCCUCUUAUUUCCAUGAAUGGCCUUCAGCACAACGGAACGAUUACAAGAGUUGUGGUCUCUCAGUGAGGACUUUCUACCAAGUCAAGAACACAACAACACAAGGGCCUUUGCAGUGGAGCCAACAGAGCUGUUGGCACUACAAUUCCCACACCUGGCUUCCCCACGGCCCUUUGCAAAAGACAGAGGACUUUCCACCAAAGCUUGGUGACCACAUAGCCAUUUUGGACAAGAGGUCCUGUGAUACCUGGGGGGAGGGUAAACCAAGAGCUCUGGGUUGCAAAGUUAUGCUGGAUGGAGGCAGCAGAACACCUGUCCUGCUUCUGUACUGGUGGUCCUGCACUUUGUUUGACUGGAGACUGGAAGUUUUCACACACCGCCACUUCAACCUCUCUUUUGUAUUUUGUAUUGGGUCACAGGGUGAAGAUACGAUGUCAAAAGAAAUACCACACUAGCAUAACAUAUUGUCAGGGUUGGGCCUACUACAACUCCUGUUUUGCAGAAGAAGAGAGAUGGUGCUGGAAUCUGAUGUGGAAGAAAGCACAAAGCACAACCUGCUGUGAAUCAUAGCUUUUCUAUUUUUAUAUAUAUAUAUAUACCCUAAGAUUCUAGUCUUUAUCACAAAGAAAUAUGUUGGGAGGGAGUGACGUCUGUUUGAAAAACAACUCAUCUAGGGAUUGAGAAGAUGGAGAUGAGGCUCUGGAAUUCUUUAAGCUCCUUGCUUUCACCACCACUGAUAUAAACUAUAAAAGUUAAGAACAUGACGCAAAUGGGCCCAAUUUGCACUAUUUUUUUUAAUCAAUCAUAAUAUUCAGUUUGAUUUGGUGUGGGGCUGGCUCAUCCGAAUGCUGGAUUUUAAUGCUCAAAAAUACACAGAUAUCUGACACCAUUAAACAAAUUUGCUGAUCAACCAGAGUUAUUAUUUUAUGGCUUCUUGAAAAUCACAUUGUUAAAUUGAGAUUCCUAACCCAGAAUGCUUUCCCCUAGAGGUCUUCUGAGACGGAUUCCUGUCUAACUGUAAGAGUAGUACACUUUUCAAGCAUUGCCCAAUUUUUAACAGCAAGUGGGCCACCGAGUUUCAAGACCAUCUCAAGUGUUAAACAAAUCUUCUGGGGAAGACCACAAAUGUUGUUUGACAGAUUGGUGAGCAAUUUUUGCUCUAUGUCUGGAGUACAAAGUACCGUCGCAGAAAGUAGAGAGUUUGAGAUUAUGUGAGAAAUCUCUCCCAAUUUUUUUAUUCAAAAGAGGCACCAUCACCCCGAUUCUUCCUGCGAGUUUUCCAAAGACACCCAAAUUCACGCCAAGUAUCUUUCAGGAAAAUUGGGUAAA
Crotalus tigris (Tiger rattlesnake) is the source of this 2106-nucleotide messenger RNA. RefSeq names its product homeobox protein CDX-4-like. The record is from RefSeq and is a predicted model, not a curated record. Gene Ontology annotation, cellular component: nucleus. The transcript has 3 exons. NCBI's taxonomy places the organism in Eukaryota, Metazoa, Chordata, Lepidosauria, Squamata, Viperidae. Gene Ontology annotation, biological process: anterior/posterior axis specification; cell differentiation; embryo development. Bases 31 to 846 code for a protein of 271 amino acids. Gene Ontology annotation, molecular function: DNA-binding transcription factor activity, RNA polymerase II-specific; RNA polymerase II transcription regulatory region sequence-specific DNA binding.